This is a messenger RNA of Patella vulgata (common limpet), 1981 nucleotides long. Its product is annotated as techylectin-5B. The transcript has 2 exons. The record is from RefSeq and is a predicted model, not a curated record. Bases 327 to 1574 code for a protein of 415 amino acids. NCBI's taxonomy places the organism in Eukaryota, Metazoa, Mollusca, Gastropoda, Patellidae.
UUCACCGAAGUCAAUCUGUACAGGGAGGAAUAAAAAUAGUCACAUAUACUCUUAAUGUGAGUAAUGCUAAGCCUGAUAUACCUAUGUUGACAUACUGGAUCCACCAAAUACGACGUUUGCAUGAACGCAGUAUUUAGUAAGGUUUUUUUUGUGUUGGAUCUACUAACUUUAGCCACUGUGUAGGUACUGUUUAGUGGGAGAGUUUAAUUGUGAUAAGUAUCCCAUAUUAUACAGACUCAGCAUUUUAUUUUCGGUGUAGUAGUAACCAGCAGACAUUACACUGUGGCCUACAUUUAGGUUCAGCAACUACUAUAUAUUCCAGUAAAAUGUUGGCAUUGAAGAUAAUUGUGUUUUUGAUUAUAUGCAACGAAUCCAAACUGGUGCGUUUAAGGAAAAAACAAAUUAAAACCCCCCAAUGUGAAUAUACUCUGGUUGUUCAAGAAAUGGAUAGUUCGCAAUGUCCGGCAGUAAAUCCACAUGUACAGGCUGAUGGUUAUACGAGUGAAAUGACAGAUGGUGUGUCAAAAACCAAAUACAUUCACAAUUUGAAUUCAAAAAUGAAAGACAUGGAAAGUCGUUUAUUUGAUGAAAUGGUAAAAAACCGUGAAUUAAAUUCAACUUUAUCACGCCAUGAACAUAUGCUUAAACUUGCCGAAAGCACACUGGACAAUUAUAAGACAAACUUUUCAAGAGUGUUUCGGACGAUGAUGUACAUGGAACAAAAAUUACAAAGACAGAGAAAGGCUAGCCGAAGUUUGAAUGACAAAUUAUCUAAUGUUAUAUUAGACGUAGUUGAAGUAAACAAUCUGUUAACAAGGAAACCAACCUCUAGUCAUAGCAAAUUUAAAGAUAAACAGGUUGUAGUGGAAAGUGUAGCAGACGUAAAAACCUGUCAAGGAUAUACUGGAGAAUCUAUGGUUUUCGUCGAUUGUGAAGAAAUUUAUGCACAAGGCCACACAGAAAAUGGUGUUUAUUAUGUUAAACCAAGUUAUUCAGCAUGUCCUAUUCCAGUAUGGUGUGAUAUGGAAACACGUCCCGGAGGUUGGCUUACAAUACAAAAACGUUUCAGUGGCAAUACAGACUUCAAUCGCAAUUGGGAUGAGUACAAAAGAGGUUUUGGGGAUGUGAACAUGGAGUUUUGGCUUGGGAACGACAAUAUAUUCCUUAUUUCAAAUCAAAAACAAUAUGAACUUAGAAUAGAUUUGUGGGACUUCUCGGGAAAUCGAGUCUAUGCGUCAUAUAAAACAUUCAAAGUUGAAGGUGAAAGAGAUUUUUACAAGUUACAUGUACACGGGUAUUCCGGAAGUGCUAAAGAUAGUUUGUUCAAACACAAUCGCAUGAUGUUCAGUACACCAGACCAAGAUAACGAUGCCAGGCGAGAGGCACAUUGCGCAAAGGAAUGGGAAGGCGGCUGGUGGUUUAAUAAUUGUUGGUUUGCUUUUCUAAAUGGACCAUAUCAUAACCAAUCGAAUAUACAAUGGCGAGGAAUAGCAUGGAAUCACUGGAAAAGGGAACAAUUAGGUCGAUCAGAAAUGAAAAUACGACCGAUCGCGAAUCCACAGAAUCCUAAUUGAAAUAUCUGAAUAUUUUGCUCACAAAUAGUCCAAGCAAGAUAGCUGCAAUAAAAAUAUCGACCACGGUUUAUGGUCGGUCUAGACGUUAUCACAAAAAAAGAGUCCCAGUCCGAAAUCCGUGCCCAAAUGGGUCCGAUUGGCCAAAAUCCAAAAUGGCCGCCGGUCUUGACUUGUCAAUUCCGAUUUCCGACCAAUUAUCAUAAUAUGAUCGAGUUUGGUAUCAUAAUAUACGUUUUCGGGAUAACUGAAAAAAUUUCCAUACACAUUUUUGUGAUAAGUGUUACCGCUGAGUCAAUAUUGGGUGAGGGGUGUAUUCAAGAUGGCGAUCAAUUUUGGCGGGAAAUUUCGAGUUUGGUGUCAAAAUAUACGUUUUCGAGGUAGCUUAGUCCAUUUUUUUUUAACAUAUC